CUUCUCAUUCAUUGAUUCAUUCAUCAAUCGUCUUUCUCUCUUCAGCUGCCAAUAUAAAUACUGAGAAGUAGCGAAUCGUUUUCCAUUCAUUUUACUCAAACUCAACACUCACAACACAAAUACAAAGAUAUUUUCACAAUUCAUAUAGCUUAGUGAUGCAACCACAUAUAUAUAUAUAGUUUAGUUUCUAUUUCUUUACAUACACAUAUUUUGAUAAUUCAUAGAUAGUGGAGGCUGAAGCAACAUUUGUUGGAUUCAUCAAGCAUGGGAGAUGAUGAGUUUCAGGCAAGUGGGAAUUGGUGGGACACAGCAAGAAACGUGAGCGGGGCAUCACAGUCAUCUUCCUCUCCCAUCACCAACUUUGGUUGGCAACCUUCAGAUAUGGCUGCCAUGAAGCCAAGGUCUUCCAUGGAUUCUUCUUCUGUGGUUUUCCAUGAAUCACAGAAUAAGCUUCGGCCACCAGAUUCUGCCACUUCCACUGACCCCAACUUGCACAUGAUGGCUCUAGGCCUUUCAUCCCAAGCCAUGGAUUGGAAUCAAGCAUCUUUGUUGCGAGGAGAUCAAAAGGGUCCCGAGAACAGUUUCAGGUCGAUGUUGCAAGAGAAUUUGGGCUCAUCAAGAGCCAAUUUUCAGCAAGAAACUGGGAUGGGGUUGUCUCAACAAGUUCAAUGGAGGUCAGAGAAGAUGUUUUCUGUAGAGUCAUCAAGCAAUGAGUUCAAGCAGGUGAAUAGGGGUUUCUCUUUGGAUCAAAGCCAGUUUAGUCCUCAAUAUAGCUCUGGUGACAGCACAGUGACAAGCCAAGGGUUACCCUCUUCUAAUUUUCAGAUGGAUUCCUCAGCCUUAUAUGGGAACCCUUCAAUGUUGCAAGGACUAUUGGAACCUGACAAUAAUAACCAACCUCAUCAACAACAACCUUCUAUGAGUUUUCCAUACCCAACAAGCUAUGGAUUAAACUCUAAUGAGUUGGUCCCUUCUUGGUCCAAAGUUCCUCAAUUCUUGAGAGCUUCACCUCCAAAACAACCACUUAAUAACCAGUUGCAUUUCACUAACAACGCACCCUUUUGGAAUGCUUCUGAGCCUGCAAACAUCAAAGAUGUUCGAUCUAAUAGUUCCUUCCCCUCCUUGCAACCCCCCUUCUCCACUCCAUAUUUUGAAGUACAAUCAAAGAAUAUAUCUGAAGUUAGGGAUUCGGGUACUGUGGUAAAGAAAAGUGGGAAUGAGCCAGCACCCAAAAGGACCCGUAACGAAACACCAUCUCCUUUGCCAGCUUUUAAGGUGAGAAAAGAAAAGAUGGGGGACAGAAUCACUGCACUCCAACAAUUGGUGUCGCCUUUCGGAAAGACUGAUACAGCCUCAGUGCUCUCUGAAGCCAUCGAAUACAUCAAACUCCUCCACGAACAGGUCACUACUUUCAGUACUCCGUAUAUGAAAAGUGGAGCUCCAAUACAGACUCAACAGCUUUUUGAUGCAGAAUUCUGGUAAAUCUAAGGAAGCUGAGGGUCCAAAGCAGGAUCUUAGAAGCCGAGGGCUGUGCUUGGUGCCGGUUUCGAGUACAUUUCCAGUUACUCAUGAAACCACAUUUGAUUUUUGGACACCAACACCAACAUACGGAGGAACUUCAAGAUAACAAUGAUUAUCACAAUAAGGGUAAAAUGCAUUUUAGAUCUUUCAAUUUUUUUAUAAUUCUUAUAUUUUAAAAAAUGAUGAUUUUUGUUUUCAUAUUUUGAUAAUUAGUGAAUUUUGUCCUCUUCAUAAAUUUACAAUUUUAGGACAAGGACCAAAUUCACCUAUUAUCAAAAUAUGAGAACCAAAUUUUAAUGAAAAAUUGAAGGAUCUACAACAUAUUUUAGCCUAACAAUAAUAAUGGAUUGAUGGAGAAUUUGAGCACGGAAGCAAUACCGGUGCAAGUAGCUAGCUAGGGCAUGCAUGUACCUUAUCACACACCUGGCCAAGUUGGGAAUGAUAUGAUGAAAGAAAAGAGAAACAAAGAAAGAGGACAAGGAAGGCCACAUAAAUAUGUAAAGGUAGUUAGUUCUGCUGGGAUGUGGAAAAGAUGUAUAAAAAAGAGAUGGGAAAAAAUGUGUUUGAAAGAGAAAGAAAGGGAAAUGACCCUUCAAAAGAUAGCCAUUGUUGGACCAACUACAUUCAGAAUUAUGCAGGGUUUGGGCAACAUUGGGACCAUUGGGGGGAGAAUAAUAAGUUGUUGUAAUAAUUGAAGAAUUAUGCUUAGAAUAGUGGGAUUAAUUAAUUAGUCAUGAGAACAAAAUUGCUGAAUAUAGAGAAAGUUCUUAUUUGUUAGACUAAACAAGAGGGAAAAAUUGUUGUUAGCAGAAGAUAAAGAAGCUUUAUUAAUUUCUUGUUGCUAUAUUGUGAAUAGAGCUGGCACUACGUACCUUUAACUCAAGAGAAAAGGAAUUUAAUUUAAGAGAAUCAUUGGAGUAUAGAAUAGAAGAGUAGUGAGUGAAGGGAUGCGUCAUUUGAUUGGAAUCCUCACUUUUUAUUUGUUUAUGUCUUUGGAAUAAGUAAGUGGAAGUCAGAAGGUGGCCCACACACUCCCUUUAGGGUUUUCAUAAAUUUUCAAAUCAAAUGUUUAUUUAUCAGAAAGAUAUAUUAAUUACAAAGAUAUUAAUAUUUUGGA
Cajanus cajan (pigeon pea) is the source of this 2638-nucleotide messenger RNA. RefSeq names its product transcription factor bHLH123. Gene Ontology annotation, biological process: regulation of transcription by RNA polymerase II. Gene Ontology annotation, molecular function: RNA polymerase II cis-regulatory region sequence-specific DNA binding; DNA-binding transcription factor activity, RNA polymerase II-specific; protein dimerization activity. Gene Ontology annotation, cellular component: nucleus. The record is from RefSeq and is a predicted model, not a curated record. Lineage: Eukaryota; Viridiplantae; Streptophyta; Magnoliopsida; Fabales; Fabaceae.